Messenger RNA from Antechinus flavipes (yellow-footed antechinus), 1795 nucleotides. RefSeq names its product cyclin A2 (gene CCNA2). The coding region runs from base 294 to 1622 and encodes 442 amino acids. NCBI's taxonomy places the organism in Eukaryota, Metazoa, Chordata, Mammalia, Dasyuromorphia, Dasyuridae. Gene Ontology annotation, molecular function: cyclin-dependent protein serine/threonine kinase regulator activity. Gene Ontology annotation, biological process: regulation of cyclin-dependent protein serine/threonine kinase activity; mitotic cell cycle phase transition. Gene Ontology annotation, cellular component: cytoplasm; nucleus; cyclin A2-CDK2 complex. The transcript is spliced from 8 exons. The record is from RefSeq and is a predicted model, not a curated record.
AUUGGCCCAUUUCAAUAGUCGCGGGACGCUUGAACUGCUGCGAGGAGAGCCCGGUGCCGCGGCCUGGGCAGCGGCGGGAGAGGUAGAACGCCCCGGCUGCUGCUGCCCUUGCCUGCCAUCCUGCCUGAGUCCACCAGUUCUUGUGUGUGUGUGCAGCCCCAGCCCGGCCCGGCCUGGCCUGGUCCGGCCCUGCCUGGAGCCUCCGGGGUCCGCGGAGCGGAUCAGAACAGAGAGGGGUGCACGGGGCGCGGGGCCGGGCGCACAGCCGAGCCCCGGCAGGCUGGCCCCCCGCCAUGCUGGGGCACACGGCGGCCGGCGCGGCGGGGCCGCAGCCACCCAGGCUGCCCCGGGCCGCCGGCCCCGACGAGAACCAAGAGAACAUCCAUCCGGACAAACGCGGCGGCGCCGAGCCCGCCAGAACGCGCACGGUGCUGGGCGUGCUGCGGGCUAACGUGCGGGCUCCGGGCCCGGGCCCCGGUCUCGGCCCGGCAGCUGCUCUGGCGCCGCAGAAGUCCAAGAACCGCAGGGUUGUUGCGCCUCUCAGGGAUGUUUCCAUUAAUGAUGAUCAGGGUAUUGUCCCACCCUGGAAUGCCACCAGUAAGCAGCCCACUUUCACAAUCCACGUGGAUGAACCCGAUGCUGACAAUGGGAAGAAACUUUCUGUCCCUAAAAAAGUGGAAUCUGAGGAUGAUAUGCUGGGUUUUAAUUCAGCUGUUUCUCUGCCUGAGACAAGAAAACCUUUGGUGCCCCUUGAUUAUCCAAUGGAUGGUAGUUUUGAAUCUCCCCUUACUAUGGACAUGUCUGUGGUCCUGGAGCCAGAAGAAAAGCCACCAAAUGUCAAUGAAGUCCCUGACUACCAUGAAGACAUCUAUCUGUACCUAAGGGAAAUGGAGGUUAAGUGUAAGCCCAAGGUGGGCUACAUGAAGAAGCAACCAGACAUAACCAACAGUAUGCGAGCCAUCUUGGUGGAUUGGCUGGUGGAGGUGGGGGAAGAGUACAAGCUCCAGAAUGAGACUCUCCACUUGGCUGUGAACUACAUUGAUAGGUUCCUGUCCUCAAUGUCAGUGCUCCGAGGGAAGCUUCAGCUGGUUGGGACUGCUGCCAUGCUCCUUGCCUCAAAGUUUGAAGAGAUCUACCCUCCAGAAGUGGCGGAGUUUGUGUACAUCACCGAUGACACGUACACUAAAAAGCAGGUCUUAAGAAUGGAGCACCUGGUGCUCAAAGUGCUUGCUUUUGACCUUGCUGCACCAACAAUCAACCAAUUUCUCACUCAGUAUUUCCUACAUCAGCAGCAGGCCAAUUCUAAAGUGGAAAGCUUAGCAAUGUUUCUGGGAGAGUUAAGUUUAAUUGAUGCUGACCCAUAUCUGAAGUACUUACCAUCAGUUACUGCAGGAGCUGCCUUUCAUAUAGCACUCUAUACAAUCACUGGGAAAAGCUGGCCUGAGUCAUUAAUCCAACAAACAGGAUACACCUUGGAAAGCCUUAAACCAUGUCUAUUGGACCUCCAUCAGACCUACCUCAGAGCACCACAGCAUGCACAGCAGUCUAUACGAGAAAAAUACAAGACGGCAAAGUACCAUGGUGUAUCUCUCAUCAACCCUCCAGAGACACUAAACUUAUAGUGAACAAGAGACUUAGCUAUAAUUCCAACCGAAGCUGUGCUGGACAGUUUUUAUUGUGGGCCCAGGUUUCUUCGCAAAGAAUCACUUCACAAGGCACAAGUUAUGGUCAAUUACAAAUUAUGAAGUAACUUUUUUGAUUUUUAUGAUUUUAAAUGUAAAUCUUUUAUGUGCAA